This is a messenger RNA of Harmonia axyridis, 4356 nucleotides long. It is a transcript of the gene Sec3, whose product is annotated as exocyst complex component 1. Gene Ontology annotation, biological process: Golgi to plasma membrane transport; transmembrane transport; exocytosis. The record is from RefSeq and is a predicted model, not a curated record. Gene Ontology annotation, molecular function: transmembrane transporter activity; phosphatidylinositol-4,5-bisphosphate binding. Gene Ontology annotation, cellular component: plasma membrane; exocyst. NCBI's taxonomy places the organism in Eukaryota, Metazoa, Arthropoda, Insecta, Coleoptera, Coccinellidae. The transcript is spliced from 18 exons.
AUAAACAUCCUAACCUAACAUCUCUCUAUAUGUCAAAUUGGGUGCUGUAUUUCAACUUUGAUAAACAAUUUUUUGGGCGUUUCGGGGUAGUAUUAAGUAAUGUGAAAACUUCCACUCUAUUUUCUUUUUGCUUUAUUAUUUGAUAUGACUUCUAUUAGUAGAACUCUUCAAAAUGAAAUAUUUCAAUCAAGUGAGGAGAGACUUAUUACUUGCUGUAAUGUUGGAAAAUAUUUGAAAAAAAAGAAAUCGUCUUUUCUUUGCAUUGUGAGCAGUACUAGCGCCCCUAUAAAUAUAUCCAUAGUUCAGAUAAAACAAACUGAUAAGCAUAUUUACAAACGUAAAAGAACAUGGAAUUUGGCUGAACUGAAAUCCAUCGAUGGUCAUAAUGAGUCACCUGAAACUCUGGAGUUUGAUAUGCAUUUUGAUAAAGUAUAUAGAUGGACUGCAUCAAACACUAAGGAAAGACAAUCUUUUAUAUAUAAUUUAUGGAGGCAAGCUAAAAAACAUAUCCUGAAAGAAAUGCCAACGUUUAAAAAUGUGCCUGUAGCUUGGAUUGCAGAAUAUGCAAUGACACCUGAAAAUAAAUUUGAAAAUUCUGAUUUAAUGGAAAUGGAUAACGAUAAUGAUGAUGAUUUUCAGGCAAUAACAGAAAAAGAACAGGAGGAUUUGAUGAACUUGAUGCAGGAGUGUAAGUUUACCAUUGGAAAUGCAGAGGCUUUUAUGGAAGUUUUAAAAAAGGAAUUAUCAAUGCUAGAUGAGAAAAAUGUACAAUGUGUACUUGCUUCAGAAAAGCAGGUUGAAGAAUUGAUGAAGAACUUGGAUGAGGCUAUUGAAGAAGCUGAAAGAUUAGAACACCUUUUGGAUUCUUAUGAUGAAAUACUUUGUCAUGUUAAAGAAACAAUGGAAAAAAUGGAAAAAAAGAAUUCUAUGAUUUCUAUAGCAAAUAAGAAUAAUCAGUUACUUUUGGAUGAAUUAGAGAAAAUUGUGUCUAAACUUAAUCUCUCCCAAAAACAUCAGAAAAUAUUAGAAGAAUCUGAUUUGACAACGCCUGAAGGAAUGAAGAAUGCCAUCGAAGCUGGAAAUGCUUUAAAAGAUGCAAUGAAUUCUGAUAUAGAUAAAGCAUUACUACAGAUGAGUGCAAUCCAAGAACAGAGAAGACGUUUUGAGAAAUACAAAGAAAUGUUUGCAAGGAGUAUAUCAAGACAACUAAAUAACCUCUUCAUUCAUUAUGGAAAUUAUAAAGGAAAACUUGAUGGUAUAUCGAUGCCUCUACAUAGUAACAUCCACAGUGAUUUGAGUUCUUAUAUAGAAUUAAUGCAUUGGUUGAAAGUAAUGGAUCAGAAAUCAUAUAGGCAGUUAAAAAAUGUUUAUACAGAUUCAUUUGGGAAAUUAUAUGAAUUGAAUUUGAAGAGUUUAUUCGAAAGUGCCCGGGAUAAAAUCGGAGUUUUACCAACAUUGACUUCCCCUACAUCAUUAUUAGGUCAUGAUAGAGAUACAUGGACAUUGGAAAUAUCAACUAGUGAUAGGAAAAAAUAUGAUGACAUAUUAGAUCAAGUGUUAACACAGUUGGAGCCAGUAUGUCUUCAAGAGCAAAUGUUUUGUGUUAACUUUUUUCAGUUAGACGUGCUCAGUCCUAGUUCCAAAAAUACACUUACAACUUUAGAUGAAACUGAAAUUCAGACAGAAACAAUGCCUCAGAGAAAAGUAGAUAAGCAAGUAAAUGAAGAUGUAAGGAACAUGAUGACAAAUUUGUUUUCAUGUUUAAAAAAUGAAUUAGAUAACUUAAUUGAUCAUAUAAAGAGGCAAGAUAGUUUUUACUGCAUGUAUGUUCUUGUGAAGUUAAAUGAUCAUGUCAUGACAGCUAAAAGCACCUUCUUAAGUAACACUAUUGGUUCUCUUCUCAUAGAGAUCAAAAGGUCUCUUGAUCAAUUCAUGCAAAAUCAAAAAGAAUCAAUUACUCAAUAUAAACCACCAAGAAGAGCUAAGUGUGGCAUAUUAGCUUAUGUUUCAAAUUUGGAGGAGUUUGCUACACAUGCAGACUGUUUGUUAAAAAGUGGUAGAAGAGCAGAUUUGGAAAAAUGGUAUACAAGAUUGGUGGAUACAAUGAUUGAAUACAUAACAAAACAUGCUAAUGAACAUAAUAAGACUCCACCCCAAGUUAUAAAAAUGGAAAAUUUCCACCAUUUAUAUUCUUUGUUGUCCCAGUUGAAAAUAUCAGUACUUGACGCACAGAGAAAAGAAGCUAAACAAAAAUACAAUGAUGCCUUGCAAGCUUAUGUUACUUUAUAUUUUGGAAGGCCUCUAGAGAAACUAAAUAAUUUUUUCGAAGGUGUUCAAGCAAGGGUAGCAAGUGGUGUUAAAAUGUCCGAAGUUAGUUAUCAAUUAGCAUUCAACAAACAAGAAUUGAGAAAAGUUAUUCAACAAUAUCCUGGCAGCACGGUGAAAAAAGGAUUGGAAGCUCUAUACCGAAAAGUAGAAAAACAUCUCUCUGAAGAGGAAAAUUUGCUACAAGUUGUUUGGAGAGCAAUGCAAGAAGAGUUUAUCAGACAGUACAAAAUGUUGGAAGACCUCAUUCAACAAUGUUAUCCUGGUUCUUUAAUAAAUUUAGAAUUUACCAUAGAAGAUAUUUUGAGAUUUUUCUCUGAUAUUGCAAGGUCUCACUUUCUUCAGUGUGGGCAAGUCGGUUUCGGUUUAAUAUUUUUUUUUGUUGAAAAAGUAACACAAAACAACAUAAUGACAGCGAAUGAUGAUGUACUGGAUGAUAUACUACUACAAAUGGGAGGCAUAGGAAAACAACAAGUGAUAAUUUUAUUUUGUUUAGCUUCAGUAACUAUUCUUCAUUCUGCCACACACAUCGCCUAUGUUUUUACAUCAAUGGAAUCAAAUCAUCGGUGUUCUAUCCCAGACUGUGAGACUGAAAUAUUAGACAACACAUCUUUACUACAGAAUUAUGUUCCUUUCAAUAAUCUCAAUCAACCGAAGAAGUGCUUGAUCUACAGUAAAAUUAUGGAUGAUUCCUUAGGAGGUAAUUGUUCGUCUUCUACUUUCGAUAAGUCUUCUACUGUGAAAUGUUCCACUUUCAAAUUUUAUGAAGAUGAAUUUUAUAUCGCAAGAGAAUUUAAACUUCUGUGUGAGGAAGAUAGAUGGGCCUUGAGUCUAGUUGGCACCACAAAUACAAUAGGAAUGUUCUUAGGAUUACUUGUGACUGGAUUCAUUUCGGAUAAUUAUGGAAGGAAACGUUUGCUUUUGAUUGGAAUAAGCGCUUGUGGAGUUGUUGGAAUGAUAAAGACACUAUCCCCAACAUUUCAAUGGUUUUUAUUCUUCGAAUUAAUAGAAGCAAUUUUCAGUGCUGGGACCUGUGGAUGCAUAUUCAUCUUAGGUGUUGAACUAGUCGUACCAGAGAAGAGGGCAUUAAUAGGUACCAUUCUGAAUAGCUGUUACACUAUGGGAGAAGUAGCGAUAGCUUUACUUGCUUGGAAGCUUAAAUCUUGGAGGUCGCUGAUUUUCCUUUCGUAUGGACCAAUGUCUCUGCUUUUAUGCUUAUAUUGGGUUCUCCCAGAAUCUCUCAGAUGGUUGCUGAGUAGAGGAAAAAUAGAAGAAGCGAAGAAAGUCCUUCGCUCAAUGGCAAUAACAAACGCUAAGCACUUAUCCCAAGACGCUCUUAAUAAAUUGGAGCACACAGCUACCCUUCUACCUUCCGUUCGUUUUUCAGACAUAUUCAAGUCUUCUCGUCUGUUCUGGAGGUUUACCAAUUGCUGUUUCGGGUGGAUUACAUGUGCAUUUUUGUUCUAUGGGAUAACACUCAAUUCAGUCAGUUUGCAUGGUAACAAGUACUUAGAUUUUAUAUUGAUAUCCCUGACGGAGCUACCAGCUUAUUGGAGUUGCAACUAUUUUGUAAACAAGUUUGGACGACGUACUUCUAUUUGUGCGUCGUAUUUCAUCACAUUUGCAGCAUGCGUUUCUUUCAUAUUCACCACUCAAGCUUCUGCAGGACUGUAUUUAUUCGUUUAUUGUAUGGGAAAAUUUGGAGCAACUGCAGCCUUCACUGUUAUAUACAUUAUAACUAGCGAAUCUUUUCCUACGCCUUCAAGACAUUCUAUAAUGGGGCUAUGCUCAACAGUAGGCCGAUUAGGCUCAAUGACAAGUCCGCAAAUACCUUUAUUGGCUCAGAUUUGGGGACCUCUCCCGAUGAUUAUGUUUGCAAUAAUGUCAGGAUUAGCAGGAGUACUUUCACUGUUUUUACCAGAAACUAAUGGCAUUAAACUCCCAGAUACCACAGAAGAAGCAGAGAAUAUUUCAUGAGGAAAAAAAUACAAAACAAUAUGCGGCCUAGAUGAAGAGAUACAGCCAAUUUAA